Meleagris gallopavo (turkey) is the source of this 465-nucleotide messenger RNA. Lineage: Eukaryota; Metazoa; Chordata; Aves; Galliformes; Phasianidae. The record is from RefSeq and is a predicted model, not a curated record.
GCUGAUGUGAUGACAACUAUCAGCAAGGAAUUAAACCGGGAUUGUUACAAUCAAAAUUACACACCCGGAACAAUUGAUUGGUCUCCUAUUAUUUGGGUGAAUCGAAGUUUGCCUUUAUGGGGAUUACAGGUUUCAGUGGCUUUAAUAAGUCUCUUUGAAACACUAUUGCUGAGUUAUCUUAGCUACAAGGGAAAUAUCUGGGAACAAAUUCUGCGAAUACCCUUCCUCCUGGAAAUAAUAAAUGCUGUCCCUUUCAUCAUUACGAUUUUCUGGCCAGUCCUAAGAAACCUGUUUAUUCCUGUUUUUUUAAACUGUUGGCUAGCAAAGCAUGCUUUGGAGAAUAUGAUUAACGAUCUUCACAGAGCCAUCCAACGUACACAGUCUGCAAUGUUUAACCAAGUCCUCAUUUUAAUAUCCACCUUACUGUGUCUUAUCUUCACUUGGUAAGUGACCAAAAUCCUUCUG